Molecule: messenger RNA, 1330 nt
Organism: Cydia strobilella
Lineage: Eukaryota; Metazoa; Arthropoda; Insecta; Lepidoptera; Tortricidae
Exons: 3
Coding region: 102-401 (99 amino acids)
Biological process (GO): 2-oxoglutarate metabolic process
Source: RefSeq, a predicted model, not a curated record
UUAAAAUCAUACGUCAAAUUUCAUUGGGUAACAUAACACUACAAAUUAGUUUAUCACGAGUUUAAUUUACUCUCCUAAUCCAAGACUACUUUAAAAGCAAUAUGGUGCGGUUGUCUCCAGCUCUCUUGCGUGUGCCGGUAAUAAAGUUCCGUAAGGGUGGUUUGGGACACUCGGGAACGCGCGCUGCACCCGCAGCGCCCGCGGCAGCUCCUGCACCUUCUGCGUCUUGUGCCUUUAGGCCGGCAGGAGCCCCAGCAGGGGCACCACAAAUGAGUACCAGUGCUAUUCCUGACAUUGACCUUCCGGCACGCUACAGAAGAAAACCCCUCUCUCAGGAAGAGAUUGACCAGAUCAAUGGAGGAGGCAUUGCUGAUCCACCAAAGCUGGCGGCGAAAAAGUGAGCUAUACAAAUGACAGCUAUCAUUGUGUAAGUACAAUUAGUACAGUCACCUGCAACAGCUGGCAGUCAGCUGCAACAAUAUAAAUAUAAAUAAUACUAUCUAUGAAGCACUCGUUUUUUUUAGCAUUACAAAAAGUAUAAACAAUCUUUAUGUGUCUUUUUAUUAAAACACGCCUUUAAAAAAUAGUAACUAAUUACUUAUGAAACCAAAAGAAUGUAAAUAUAUGUCUUUGCUAUAUAAUUGUUACAUACAAAUACAUACAUACAUCACACCUAUAUUCCAGAAGGGUAGGCAGAGACCACAGAUUUCCACUUGCUACGAUCCUGACAUACCUCUUUCGCUACAUAUUCGCAUUGAUUUAUUUUUCAAGUGUUUUCAAUAAAAAUACAUGUCAAGAUUGUUUACGUUUUUUCUAAUGCUUAAAGAAACGAGAUUCCAUGCUCAUUCGAGCAGUGGGGUGGGGUGCCUUAAUGGAUUGUACUAUACACAACACAAGCACAAAAAUAUAUCAUGUACAUACACAAGGCAAGGACAUACUUAUAUCUCUGUUAUUUUUGCGUGCAUUGGCUAGGUGACUGUACAUAAGUACACAUAAACAUUUGGCCAUACACAUACUUAAUUCACUCAUUCAAAUAAUUCACCCCAGCUGUGGUGUGUUCGACCUGUACAUACAGGCAUAAAUAGUUUAAAAUACCUCAAUUAUUUCAGAAAGAGAAAGAGCGCACAAAACAUUUUUUGAAACCGAAAAAGGAAAGACCUUUACCAUUGGCAACUAUUAAAAUACCUCGCGGUGUCCUGGUUCAAUCAGGCAAGAAGAAAAAACUAGUAUCCCUAAGUGUAACUAUUGGAAAGCAAAGGAAAAAUAAAUAAUUCAAGUUGAACAUAAUCAUUUUAUUGAAAAAAUAUAAAAUUGUAUUUAUUACUGAGAA